Molecule: messenger RNA, 1808 nt
Organism: Arachis stenosperma
Lineage: Eukaryota; Viridiplantae; Streptophyta; Magnoliopsida; Fabales; Fabaceae
Product: bystin-like
Exons: 12
Coding region: 210-1526 (438 amino acids)
Biological process (GO): rRNA processing
Cellular component (GO): preribosome, small subunit precursor; nucleolus; cytoplasm
Molecular function (GO): snoRNA binding
Source: RefSeq, a predicted model, not a curated record
CAAACACGUAAAACUUUUCUUGUUAAAAAACCACAAAGCUCCCCUGACCACACUGCUGCAGCGCUCCUGCCGUCUGUGAGAGUUGCUGCCGCGACCACCAAUCCGUCGCCUUACAUUGCCAGCAGUGGAGCAGGUAAACCCUUUUUUUUUGGAAAGAAACACCAAUAGAGACGGUUUUCAGUUUUGGUGGAUAAGAAGACGCUUCAUCAAUGGGGAAGAGGAAGGAAAGGAUUCUCAAUCCGGAGCAGUUUGCUCCUGAUGGCACUGAGUCUGUGAAGCGGAAAAAGCGCACCAAAGCUCCCAAACAGCACCAGAAGGAAGCCAAGUUGAUUGAUUCGAACAUCACCUCCAAGAUCAUGAAGGAAGCUUUGAUUCAGCAGAAGGAGGAAGAGGAGAAUGUCAACAGUUCCUUCCAUGAAAUUGAAGAUCUGCCCAUCGACAUAGAAGACGAGGAUGGCAAUAUCGAUGAAUUUCCUGGAUUUGACGAGACUCAAAGCCAGUUUGAUGGAUAUGAAGAGAAUAUUAAUGAGGAGGACGAGAGAAUAAUAGAGGCUUUCUUGUCGAACCGGCAGGAUCGGCAGAAAACACUUGCAGAUCUCAUUGUUGAAAGAAUAAAAGAAAAGGCUGGUUCUGUUUCUUUGGAACAUCAAUCGGUGCCUAAAUUGGACCAGUUCGUAAUUGACUUAUACAAGGGAGUAGGGACAAUACUUAGUAAAUAUACCACAGGUAAAUUACCCAAGGCAAUCAAACCCGUCCCUUCCAUGGCACAAUGGGAAGAGAUAUUGUAUUUGACCGAACCUGAGAAUUGGUCACCACAUGCUUUGUAUCAAGUAACUAGGAUUUUUGCUUCUAAUUUAAAUACAAAAAAGGCAGAACGGUUCUAUAAGCUUGUCUUGCUUCCAAGAGUGAGAGAGGACAUAAGGAAAAGUAAAAAGUUGCAUUUUAGUGUAUAUGAAACUCUCAAAAAGGCAUUAUACAAACCUGGUGCAUUCUUUAAGGGAAUUUUGUUUCCACUCUGUGAGUCUUGCGGAUGCGAGAAUAGGGAAGCGAUCAUUAUUGGAAGUGCCAUGUCAAAGGUUUCUAUUCCUUCAUUCCAUUCUAGUGCUGCGCUAUUGAGGCUGGCAAGGAUGGAAUAUUGUGGCACCACAAGCUAUUUCAUAAAGAUUUUACUGGAGAAGAAAUAUGCUUUGCCGUAUCGGGUUGUUGAUGCAGUAGUGGCUCACUUUAUGAGAUUUCUCGACGACACUAGACUAAUGCCUGUUAUAUGGCACCAGACACUUCUUGCAUUUGUGCAGAGGUACAAAAAUGAGCUGCUGAAGGAAGACAAGGAUAACUUAAGGAUUCUACUUGAAAAGCAAAAUCAUAGAUUAAUUACACCUGAAAUUAUUAGAGAGCUGAACCACAGCCGAAACCGAGGUGAAAAGGACGAAGAUCUCAUGUCAAUCUCUUCGCCAGUAUCUGUGAUUAUCAAGCCCAUUGAAGAAGAUCGUUUUGACAUUCCAGAGGUUCCAAUGGAGGAGGACUAAUUUUAUUCUAUAUGGAUCUGGUUUGUUUUUUGGAGAGAACAAAAAUUAGGAUUUGCAAUCAUCUUAAAUCAGUGGGUGGCUUUGCAGCUUUAGUAUUAUAUAACAGUAUUAUUUUCCAUUAGAGUAGCAAAAUAUAAUUCAUCAUGUUAAAGGCAAACUUAAUAUUUUUUAAAAUUUUUUAAUGUCAGUUGCUUUUAUUACAAUUUUGAAGGAUAUAUUCCCUAGGGUGGCUGCACAUUGUGUUUAUGCUAUCGCCAAUUUUGGUCCAUAACUGGAAUAUUU